UAUUUUGAAAAACACCAAGGCGACAGAUAAACAUUAUUUAUCAUGCGCUCUCUCUUCGCUCUUGAUUCUGGUUGCGGCUGGACUAUAAAAUAUUUGUUUUAGGUAUUGACAAUCAGCAAACAAGUCAACUAAAUUUAGAAAACAAACGGAGCCAAUUCGCAAACCAAUAGAAGAUGAGCGUUAAACCAGAAGAAUUGCCAGGAGUUCCUGACAAUGGUGGCCCGCCUGUUUACAAUACCGGCGUUCAGCAACAACCAGUGCACCAUCAACCAAUGACCUACCAGCCACAACAAUAUGGCGGACCACCAGUUGUCGGACAUCAACCAAGUACAAACACUACUGUUAUAAUUAACCAACAGGCACCAAUGCGACCAGCUUUAAGACAGUGGAGUUCUGGUCUAUUUUCGUGUUUUGAAGACGGCAUGAUAUGUGCCUUGGCGUUUUUCUGUCCUGAAUGUUUUGCGUGUCAUCUUGCUUCUCAAGCUGGGGAAAGCUGCUGUUUACCUUGCUGUGUUCCCGGCUGGCUAGUUUCUUUAAGAGCUCACAUUAGAGGAAGACAUCAAAUAGAGGGCUCUAUUAUGAGCGACUGCUGUACUGUUGGUUGCUGUUAUCAAUGUGCCAUGUGUCAACUAGCCCGAGAGCUGAAAACCGCCAAGAGUAAUGGACAGUAUUAAAUCCCAGGGCCUAGUAGCUAGGGGUGCUUUCAGAAUCUGUCCCCUAAUUUUUCUAACAGCUAUAGCUUAAAGUCUCGAUGCGUCAUUUUAGCGCUAUAUUAUAUAUGAAUCACUUGUGAAUCUCUAAUAUGGAUAUUAGUCCAACAAUGGUUCAAUUCGGUUCAGUAUUUAUAAGAUAAGUGGAAUUGAAAUUUCAUUGAUCUAUGCUGCUCGCUAUACAAUAGACCCGCCGUCAUUUUCUUGCCCGGAAAAUUUAUUGAUAGGCCUUUUUUAAAAAUUCGAUUGAACCCAAUCCGGGACAUUAUCUAGUGUUGAUGUUUUGAAUUUGUUUUCUUAAUUAAAUAUUAAAUAAUCAAUUUGGGUACAUAUUAGCAUGGAUUAAUCCGUGAGAAAUUUGAUAUUUUACCGAAAUAUGCAAAAUGACGCAUCGGGACUUUAAGACUUGCUCACUGCACGUCGAUUGGUGUGUGUGUAGAUUUCUGGUAUCAAGUCACAUAUUUGAAUGUCAUACUUUUGAAAGUUUACAAGCUAAAGUUGAGAUUAACCCAUUUAAAAAAUCUUAUUCAAUGUUGUUGUUGUAGACGUGCAUGACUGCAAUAAAUCGGAAAUGAAAUCCGAAUCUAAAGAUUCCAGAUUCAGAACCCAUUACUGUAUUUAUGCAGAAAAAAAUAUUUUAAUAUCAAAAUCCAGAUUCGUGGUGUGGAUUCUUCUGGUUAAAAAUGGUGACAAUUUAAAAUGUAUUACUGUCUGCUUUUCCAAAAUGACAAGGAUAUUGAAAACAUAUCUGCAACUAUAAUUGAGACUCUGGUCUCGGGUUCACUGCAAUAAACACGUCUUUGGUCACAUAAAUUUACUAAUUUAUUUCUGCAUUCGAUACAUCCCUAUGAUCUGACUUGACAUGCCCAAUGAAACUGUGAAGUCAUAUCAAUCAAAAUCGAGAAAAAAAUAUUGGUCGGCGAAUAUUGUACAACGAGAGUGCACCUUUAACGAAACUGCUGACAUGGUCAUUCAAAUUAAGGAUUGCUUUGAAAUUAAAUGGUGUACUCGAUCAAACAAUUAAAAAUUACUACAUGUAGAUAUUUUCGGAUUUAUUAAAAAAUAUUUCCUCUGUUGAUCUGAUAAACGCAAACAAUAGGAAAACAUUCCAAGAUAUGUUUUUAAAACUUAGUUUCGGAAAUGAAACUUUGCAGAUUAUGACCGAAUGUUUUUGUCGUGUUUUAACACUUUCAAAAUAUAAUUGAAAACAAAUCUUGUCUUUUGAGUGUCCUUCAACCUAGUGACGCUUAAAAGUAGUCAACUCAGUAUUCACCAAAUUAGAGGAAAUAGAAGAAAGUUCUCAAAAAUAAAUACUUAAAAAGGCCUUAAGACCUAUGUUCUUUAUGCGGCACAAUCAGUACAAACGCGCAGUCCGAUUGCGACCAUAUUUUUUCAAUAAGCUUGAAACAUGCAUUUAUUUACAUAUGGUGGGUGGGGGUCACGGAAACUACGGCGGCUUUUCCGAAAAUGUUAUAGAUCUGCUGUUAUUCGUUAUGUUUAUUAUAAAAUAUAAUAUACCAAUAUAAAUGUCAAGCCUCUUCAUUACAAAUAUAAAUAUUUAAUUAUUGUUGUUAUAGAAUGAAAUAACAAAAUGGCACAUUUUGGGUUGUUUUGCAAAAAUAGUAUUAUUAAUAACUGUACAAAGUAUAUACUUAAUAAUGCAUGUAUUUACAUAAGUUUCUUAUUGUUAAUUAAUUAAAUUUAUAUUAGGAAUAUCUGACAUGAUAUUCGCUGAUCUUUUUGGAGGGGGGGGGGGGGUAUAUUUCAUUUUGUGUAUUGUCAUAUCUAAUAACUUUUAUUGAAUUUGAUUUUACAUUUAUUUACGUUUGUAAAAAUUUUAAAAAAUAUUUUAACUUUUUCAAUGCUUAUCAAAAGAGGUGAGCAUACCAUUAUCUUAAAUGAGACCCCUUAUAAAGAUUUACACAUUAAUAUUAAUUUACUUUAGAAAUUGUUUACGAUUGAUUAAUAGUUGUUUUGUCUUGUUCAAUAUUUUAUUAUUUAAUACAAUCUAUUACAGUUA
Molecule: messenger RNA, 2730 nt
Organism: Patella vulgata (common limpet)
Lineage: Eukaryota; Metazoa; Mollusca; Gastropoda; Patellidae
Product: cornifelin homolog A-like
Exons: 5
Coding region: 174-674 (166 amino acids)
Source: RefSeq, a predicted model, not a curated record